AUGCCGCCAGAAGAGGGAUACAAACGUGUGAAAGAAAUACUGAGAAAAAACUUUUGUCGAAAUCAUGUAGUAACCCAAUCCUUCUUGAAUAAAGUGAUUGCUGGUCCACCUAUCAGGGUCAGUGAAAAUGAGAAGUUGUCGCAGCUAACAAGGGACAUGGAAACAUGUUUUCUUGGUUCUUCUCAUUUGGGUAAUGGGGCAAACAUCAACUCCAUGGACACUCUUGGGAACGUGGUUAGUUGGCUACCUGUUCAUUUGAGGUCGAAAUGGGCAGAGAAAGCAAGCCAGUUAUAUGAUAACCAUGUUACACCAGAUUUGAUCCACUUAACAGAAUUUGUUCAAUCUCGUGCUGCAAUAGCAAAUACCUAUUUUGGGCAGAUCAUCGGUUCGAAAGUGGAUAUGAGAAAAAACGGUGGAGAUAAAGGAAGGAGAAACCCAUCUUUCCUUAAAGAAAACAACACAAGCUUGGCGACAUACGGACAGAAUGUAGAGUUUGUCAUGCUUGUCUCAGCCCAGGACACUUUGUAAAGAAUUGCAGAGGGGCUCGCAUAUGCGGUGGUGAAGGUUGCCAAAGAAUACACAACCCUUUACUGCAUUCGUCCGAAAAGGAAGUCAAACCUCCCCAAGCAGAUCCUGGUGCAGAAUCCGGUUCAGCUCCUGAGAACAACCGGUCUUCGCAAGGGACGCAAGAUAUGCAAUCUGGUGGAUAUAAUGUAUCUGGUGUUGGUGCAACAAAUUCCUCGUCUCGCAGCUAUCGUAUUGGCCUUCAAGUUGUUCCUGUCAGGGUUAGUGCACCUUAUGGUAAUCACGUUAUUGAAACUUAUGCGUUUUUGGACAGUGGGUCAAACACCGAUCUUGGUGCUGAUUGUACGCCUGUUGAGCUUACCUUAUCAACUGUUUCAGGAAACCAGAAACGAAAUGGCCAACAAUUGUCUCUCGAUGUUGUCGGAGUAGCCACUGGAAAGGGUGUUAGAUUAAAUAAAGUGUGGACAACCGAUAGUUUACCAGUAGCCCCAGAGAGCAUUCCAACGACUAGUGACGUGCAAGAUUGGUCUUAUCUUAAGGACGUUGACAUUAGUGGUUUAGUGGAUAAGAAGGUAACCAUUCUGAUUGGAAGUGACGUCCCGGAAGUUCUUUGUCCUCUUGAAGUACGUGCGGGGAAGAAGAACCAACCUCAUUCAAUAAGAACAAUUUUAGGUUGGAUGGUGAUGUGACCUCUGAAGGGAAACAGUUACCAGGAAGCCCAAUUAAACUGUAUCCAUGUUGAUCAAGCGCUCGGUUGCAAAGAAGACGUGAAGGGUAUGAGUUCUAUUCACGAGCAAUUAGAAAGUCUAUACAACUCUGAGUUUAGUGAAUCGGCAGCCGACCUGAAGGAAUGUCUUUCGAUCGUGGACCGUUGUGCGAAGGCAAUGAUGGACAGUUCCGUUAAACUUAAAGAUGGGCACUACGAGAUUGGGCUUCCGUGAAAGUAUAGCGAACCAACCUUACCGAUUAAUACAUCUAUGGCAGAAAAGAGACUGGGCUAUUUGAAGAAAAUAUUGGAGAGAGAUCCCACCCUUCAUGCUAAAUAUAAGGCAACAAUGAAGGAGAUAUAAAAUCCGGAUGGUUUAUCACCUAAGAAACCGAUCUGGUACUUACCCCAUCACCCUGUGACCCAUCCACAAAAGCCAGAUAAGGUGAGAAUCGUUUUCGACUGUGCUGCAAAAUACCACAAUACAUCCCUCAACGAUCACCUACUUCAAGGACCCGACUUUACAAAUUCGUUAGUUGCGUGUUGCUGCGAUUCCGUCAAGAAAGAGUAGCCGUGAUGGCUGACAUAGAGAUGUUUCAUCAAGUCAACGUCAAUGAACAAGACCGUGAAGCGCUGAGAUUUCUGUGGUGGCCAGAAGGAGACCUGUCGAAAGAACCAGUUGAACACCAAAUGACCGUUCAUUUGUUCGGCGCAACAUCUCCGCCAAGUUGUUGUUCGUAUUCAUUAAAGAAAACCGCCGAAGAUAAUAAGCAGGACUUCAGUAAGCAAUGCAUUGACACGGUGAAUCGUGACUUUUAUGUAGACGAUUGCUUGAAAUCUGCUUGAAGCUGUCAAUUUAGUGGAAGAGCUCCCGGUAUUAGCGACCUUAAGCAUGUCAAGGCUGGUUUCCAGUCAGUGGAAUUUUGCGCGCGGGCGGAAUUUUUUAGGCGGAUUUUGAUCUGCGCAUGCGCAUAUGGUAAUUUUGUAUGCGUCAGCAGGCGGAAAAGUUUCCUCCAAGUUCCUUCAAGCGCACAAAAAAAAGUUGAACUUUGUUCUACUUUCCCGCUUUGCGAGCGGCGGAAAAUUAUUUCAACCAAUCAGAUUGCGUCUUGAAGACACCUUCCUGCAUUGCUGUGGUUUGAAAAGAAAAAUGUCUGACAAUGCUAAAAGAAUUGUAUGCGGUAUAGAAGGACGUAAAACCAUGCUAUUAAGCCAAAAAAGGGACAGAUCAAAGAAAUAUCUAUACUAUAGACUUCAGUGCUCUUGAAAAUCUUUCCGAAGUCAACCGAAGCAUAAUACAUCAACCAGAACCAAGUCAACAAGUUUCUGCAAGUAGUUCGUCAGGUGAAGGUAUGUCGUGAAAAUUUAUAUCGUAUAUUAAGACCCUUUUGAAGUUUGACAUUCGACUAAUAAUAAAUGCUUAGCUCUAUAUGAACUGAUUUGGUGUAAUUAUUUAAUGUUUUUGACUUUUUGGCAUGUAGUAAAACUCGUCACGACUCAGACAGUCAACUCAGAGGUUUGUUGAUUUUAAUUUUAUAUGUUUGUAUUUAUAAUACUGCAGUUGGUGUCAGUGUGAUAGAAGAUACUGUGUCAGGUGAAGAAGCAGUAGAUGUUGAUAAUGAUGGAGAACCAGGAGAAGAAGCAUUUCUCGAGGAAUACACUGCCGAGGGUUUGAUAGAGGAA
This is a messenger RNA of Paramuricea clavata, 2914 nucleotides long. NCBI's taxonomy places the organism in Eukaryota, Metazoa, Cnidaria, Anthozoa, Malacalcyonacea, Plexauridae. The record is from the annotation of a GenBank genome assembly.